This is a messenger RNA of Mangifera indica (mango), 1888 nucleotides long. RefSeq lists its product as uncharacterized. The coding region runs from base 192 to 1388 and encodes 398 amino acids. NCBI's taxonomy places the organism in Eukaryota, Viridiplantae, Streptophyta, Magnoliopsida, Sapindales, Anacardiaceae. The record is from RefSeq and is a predicted model, not a curated record. The transcript is spliced from 6 exons.
UUCUGGACUCUUCUCUUCUCGUCUCAGUUUCAAGUUUUAACUCAUCUCUUCGCUCACUCCCAUGAAAAUCUCGCCUUUCAAAUUCAACAAAGAAGCAAUUUCUCGUUUUAAUAACUAAAAGCAUUUCAUUAUUUUUAAUUCUAAAACCCUAGAUCUUCAAAACCCUCCCUCGCUCCCAACACUACAUCGUAAUGUCCGGUUUCAGAGGGAAUUCCAACGCCCGCGGUGUCCGAGGCGAGAACCGCUUCUACAAUCCUCCGCAUAUUCGGAAACAACAGGAAGAAGAACGGAGACUAGAGCGAGAACGUCAGCAUAACAAAUUGAGUGAGGCACCGGUUAUGGUGGGGUCGGAUGAAUGUGAAUCGUCGCCUUAUUGUGCAAGUGAAUUGACGAAUUUGGAUCGGUUUUUGGAGUACACUACUCCUGUGGUGCCAGCGCAGCAUCUGCCUAAGACAAGUUUAAGGAGAUGGGGAAACCAUGAAACUGAAUGUUAUCCAUACUUCGUGCUUGGUGAUUUAUGGGAAUCAUUUAAGGAAUGGAGUGCAUAUGGAGCAGGUGUUCCUCUUUUGUUGGAUGGGAAUGAAUCCGUCAAGCAGUACUAUGUUCCUUACCUGUCUGCGAUUCAACUCUAUACAGAUCCAUCAAGACCCUUGACAACGCAGAGGAGGCCUGGUGAGGAGAGUGAUGCCGAUACUUCCAGGGAGACAAGCAGUGAUGGUAGCAGUGACUACGUGGUAGAGAGGCAAAUUGAUGAUUUUGUUCAGGGGACUUGGAGCCAGCAGAAUACAGCAGAUGAAAACAUCCAGAAGUUAAAUAGGCUCUCACUGAGAGACAAAACCUUGAACGGUUCUUCAAGUGAUGAAAGUGACAUUCGUAACACUCCCAGCAAGCUUAUAUUUGAAUAUUUGGAGCAUGAUACCCCAUUUAGUCGUGAACCUUUGGCUGACAAGAUCUCAGUUCUUGCAUCUAGAUUCCCAGAACUUAGGACAUACAGGAGCUGUGAUCUCUUAUCAACAAGUUGGAUAUCUGUGGCAUGGUAUCCAAUAUAUAGAAUACCUAUGGGUCCAACAUUACAAAAUCUUGAUGCCUGCUUUCUGACCUUCCAUUCCUUGUCAACACCAUUUCAAAGUACCAGCUCUGAUGGGUUGUGCUUCCCUAAAUCUACUACCAAGGAGGUGCUCAGGGCUGACAUGUCCUUCAAGCUGCCAUUGCCUACUUUUGGGCUUGCUUCAUACAAGUUCAAAGUUCCAUUCUGGGACCAUAAUGGAGUUUAUGAGUCUCAGAAAGCGAAUUCUCGGUUGCGAGCUGCUGACAGGUGGCUAAAGCUUUUACAAGUCAAGCAUCCUGAUUACAUCUUCUUUAUAUCCCACAACUCCUACUACAGGUGAGGAAGUGUUACCUUUAACAACUCAAAAAUUUUUAUUGCUAAAAGGGAGUUGACAUGUCGAGAACUACUAAGCCCCCAAAGUGCCUCCCAGGAGCUCUGUUGGUAUUUAUACUUUUUGGAGCAUAAACAUUCUUAGUGUUUGCCAUAUUCACUAUGGUACUUUGUGUUAAGAAAAUUGCCUCAGCGUGGUAUGUUUUUGGUGUUUGUGGGGUAAGGAGGAUGAUCUGUUUUAUGUGAGAAACUCGUCCUAGAUAGAUGCUGUGGACAUGGAUAUAUUUUUCAAAGAGAACUUUCUGAUAAUAAUCCAUGCUAGAUUCUUAUCAUGUGAAUCGUCUAGACUGGGCUUUUGCGGGCAGAAAAUAACUUUAUAAUAAGGAUGUAAGAUUGUGUAAUUUUUUGUAUAUAGACAGGCCUUGCACCCGAGUUUGUGUAGAAUACUUUGUACUAACUUUUUACCAAGAAUUUGAUCUUUUAUAAAGCUCUCUGAUGACCUUAAUAUGA